CUGGUUGCCUACACAUGCACACGUCAGUGCAUCGUAUUGAACAUAUUUGAGGUGUUCACUGGUGCGACAGGUAUCCAACAUGGGAUGGUUCUGGAUGGGACUUCUUGUGGUCUGUGUCACUGUGACUCACAUUGAUGCAGAAUGUCACUGUAGUACCACAGAACUCUGUAACUCGUUUCCCUCAACUCCCUGUAGUCAGAUGGAUGGUCAGGACAUGUGUCAUGAGGGAUGGUUUGGUCCGUACUGUCAGACACGAAAUAUUGCGCUAAUGAGAUCGUGUAGCCAGAGUAGUACAUUGGACGGAAAUGCUACAAAUUAUGGAGCAGGACUCGGUGUAGACGGCAGAGCCACCACAAAUGCCCUAAGCUUGCCACGGACAUGUGCUCAUACAAAGAAUGAGUCAAAUCCCACCUGGACUGUGAACCUGAACACUCCAGUUCCAGAGAAGAUACAACACAUCAGGCUCUAUCUGCGGGACAGGCGGAAGAUCGGAAGUGGCGCCACCGCUUCCAGCCUCGGACUUGCCAUCGUGUAG
Molecule: messenger RNA, 535 nt
Organism: Haliotis rubra (blacklip abalone)
Lineage: Eukaryota; Metazoa; Mollusca; Gastropoda; Lepetellida; Haliotidae
Exons: 5
Coding region: 80-535 (151 amino acids)
Source: RefSeq, a predicted model, not a curated record